AGCUGCUCCUCGUGGUCUACACUCUGGCAGUGGCAAGCAUUCGCGACCUUGUAGGGGGUGUGUGACAGCGGACAGGAUAGCAGGAAGCGCCAUGGCGGCAGGUGUCCUCGACGCCGGCGGCGCUGUCCCGGCCGCAGCUUACAGCGGGGAGCUCACGCUCUCCGUGCUUGUCACAUGCCUCGUGGCGGCCUCCGGCGGCCUCAUCUUUGGCUACGACAUCGGCAUCUCAGGCGGCGUCUCUCAGAUGAAGCCGUUCUUGGCAACGUUCUUCCCCAAGGUGCUGAUGAGGAUGGCCGACGCGAAGAGGGACCAGUACUGCGUCUUCGACAGCCACGCGCUCACGGCGUUCACGUCGUCGCUCUACGUCGCCGGGCUCGUGGCGUCGCUGGCCGCCGGCCGCGUCACCAGGUGGCUGGGCCGGCGCGGCGUGAUGCUGAUGGGCGGGGCACUGUUCUUCGCCGGCGGCGCCAUGACCGGCGGCGCGGUGAACGUCGCCAUGCUCAUCGUCGGGCGGAUGCUCCUGGGGUUCGGCGUCGGGUUCACGAACCAGGCCGCGCCGCUGUACCUCGCCGAGAUGGCGCCCCCGCGGUUUCGCGGGUCGCUCACCGUGGGCUUCCAGUUCUUCCUCUCGCUGGGGAUACUCAUCGCCAACCUGACCAACUACGGCACCGCGCGCGUCCCGUGGGGAUGGCGCCUCUCCCUCGGCCUCGCCGGCGCCCCGGCCGUGUUCAUCGUCGUCGGCGCCUUCUUCCUCACCGACACCCCGAGCAGCUUCGUGAUGCGCGGGAAGGUGGACCGCGCCCGCGCCGCGCUCCUCCGCGUGCGCGGCCACCGCGCCGACGUGGACGCCGAGCUCAAGGCCAUCGUCCACGCCGUGGAGGCCGCGCGGGGCAGCGAGGACGUCGGCGCGUUCCGGAGGCUGGUCACCUGGCGGGAGUACCGCCCGCACCUGACCUUCGCGCUCGCGCUGCCGCUGUGCCACCAGCUCAGCGGCAUGAUGGUCCUGACCUUCUUCUCCCCGCUGGUGUUCCGCGUCGCCGGCUUCGGCAGCAACGCGGCGCUGAUGGGCGCGGUCAUCCUCGCCGGCGUCAAGUUCGCGUCGCUCAUCCUCUCCACGCUGGUCAUCGACCGCUACGGCCGCAAGGUGCUCGUCAUCGCCGGCGCCGCCCUCAUGAUCGUGUGCCAGGUGGCGAACGCUUGGAUCAUGGGGGCGAAGUCCGGGAAGCACGGGGAGGUGGCGAUGCCGAGGGCGUACUCGGUGGCGCUGCUGGUGCUGACGUGCGUGCAGGGCGCCGGGUUCGGGAUGUCGUGGGCGCCGCUGAUCUGGGUGAUCCCCGGCGAGAUCUUCCCGGUGGAGGUGAGGUCGGCGGGGCAGGCGGUGAGCGUGUCGGUCACGCUGGGGCUCACGUUCGUGCAGACGCAGACGUUCCUGGCGCUGCUGUGCCGGCUCAAGUACGCCACAUUCGCCUACUACGCCGGCUGGGUCGCGGCCAUGACGGCCUUCGUCCUCGUGUUCAUGCCGGAGACCAAGGGCGUCCCGCUCGAGUCCAUGGGCGCCGUCUGGGCGGGACACUGGUACUGGAGGCGGUUCGUCGGCGGCGGCGACGGCAAACCGGAGCAGCGCCGUUGACGAAUCAUCUCCGUGGAUCUACACAAGUACCACGACUACACUUACUUACUAAUAAAGAUGUGUGUGAUAAGCUUUCGUGCCGGUCAUGCAUGCUGAACUAGUCAAUUAUAAGCCUUGUCACUUUGUUCAGAGGGUCACAAAAUUCUUGGGACCAGUUGACAACUUGCUCAAACAAAUAUUGUGUUAUCGGUGAUGACUUGCGCGCGGUGACUUUGAGAUCAUUGAUAUAGUACCACGGAUGGGUAAUUAUCAAUACUCAAUCGUAGAAAGAACGUGCUUCCGCUAUAUAUCAGUGUACUACUAGUCUACUGCUCCAUCCGUCUCAAAAUAUAAGCAUUUUUAUAUUUUAA
This is a messenger RNA of Oryza sativa Japonica Group (Japanese rice), 1980 nucleotides long. Its product is annotated as sugar transport protein MST1-like. Gene Ontology annotation, biological process: monosaccharide transmembrane transport. Gene Ontology annotation, cellular component: membrane. The record is from RefSeq and is a predicted model, not a curated record. Gene Ontology annotation, molecular function: monosaccharide transmembrane transporter activity. NCBI's taxonomy places the organism in Eukaryota, Viridiplantae, Streptophyta, Magnoliopsida, Poales, Poaceae.